UGGUAGUAGGAAGUGGGUGGUAAGAGCUAAGGAUGGAGCGAAGCCUGUGUAGCGAUCACAGAUGAUUUUUCGCGAGAAAAUCAAUGUUACACCAGAGAAGAACAGAGUGAACCCAUCGUGUACCUGUGAGAACACGGGAAAACGGACAAAUCUGUUUACAGGAGGACGAGAACGUGAAAUGAUCAACCUGCUUUCAGUGCCGAUGUGUGUGUGUCUUUGAACAGAGGGGCAAAUAGACUCGCUACAGAUUUUCAUUGAUCUCGCCGUUUUCAAUGCACAGAAGCUCUGAGUGAAUGUGACAUGUAAUCGAGAUUUGUAGUUGUGCAAUAAUGUUCAAUAGGUCUGCAAAGAAGUCCGUGUUCAUGCAUGCACUGGUCCCUUCUCAUCACAUAGACUGUGCUUGAAUGUGGGUUGGCUGCCUGUGGACUCCUCUAACAUGUAGCGGAUUGUAGACCGACAUAGGAUCGUUGUGAUAGAAGCAUUUUAAAGGAUGAAAGUAGUUGAAUGGAUUGUUGUUGGCUAUUCCUGGUCCAAUGAGCUAUCUGUAGUUUUAAAAGAUUGUUUUUGAACUGAGAUUCGCACUUGAUGUUUUGGAGGGGGUGAAAGAUGCCUGCAAACUUGUUUGGUUUAUCUAAUAUGUGGUGUGAUAAGCUUCGGUCUGACAUAGGCUGUUUGGGGGUUUUCUUCUCAGUGUCUCAGCUGGAUUUGAGUUCAUGCAGUGCACGCUGAUCCCACUGUGCAGCCUCUCGCUUAUUCAGCAGUUCCCACCACAGAGUAGCCUAGUCAGUAGUCUCUGUCAGUCUCUGCCAGCAAGGGAUGUGGGCUGGGGUCGAGCACAGGAGCGGCACUUUGAUAUACUUUGGUAGAGAUAGGCUAACUGAUAGUGUAUUUUUGUGGUUGUAACUCGAGAGAAGAUUUCUCGUAUUGUAUAAUUUACCAAAUUGAAUAUAAUAGCAUCAAUUAGACAAUUAGAUGUUACCUGCUUCUCGCUGGGAAACGAUGUUAUAAGCAGCCGACACUCUGCCAAGCAUUUCGGUUAAGUAGUAAAUUGACUCUCGCUGAAAGCCACGCGAGAGUGGGGCUUCUUCUCGACGCCGUCAUCAGUAGCCCACGAGACAGUGACAGGUGUGAAGACGUACACCCGCCAUGGAUGAUUCUGGGAUCAUCCGAAGACGAAGGCUGCAGAAGGAUCUGCCUCUGCCACGGAAAAGUAACAGUUGCAGAACCAGUAACCGGAAAAGCCUCAUCCUGACCAGCACGUCGCCCACCCUGCCACGGCCACACUCUCCACUGCCUGGACACAUAGGAAGCAGUCCGUUGGACAGCCCACGCAACUUCUCACCAAGUGGACCUGCCCACUUUUCCUUUGCCUCCUCUCGCAGGGCUGAUGGUCGUAGAUGGUCCUUGGCUUCUCUGCCUUCCUCAGGAUAUGGCACCAAUACACCCAGUUCAACAUCAUCCAGCUCAUCCCAGGAGCGUCUGCACCAGCUGCCCUUCCAGCCGACCAUGGAUGAGUUGCACUUCCUGUCCAAGCACUUUGGCAGCACCGAGAGCAUCACGGACGAUGACGGGGGCCGACGCUCGCCGCAUGCCCGCCCUCGCUCUCGAAGCCUCAGCCCAGGGCGCUCUCCAUCCUGCUAUGACAAUGAAAUAGUGAUGAUGAACCAUGUCUACAAGGAACGCUUCCCCAAGGCCACAGCUCAGAUGGAGGAGAGGCUGGCAGAGUUCAUCCACAACUACUGCCCAGAGAGCGUCCGGCCACUGGCCGAUGGGGUCCUUAGUUUCAUCCACCACCAGGUAGCUGAGCUGUCCAGAGACUGCCUGACCAAAUCACGUGAGGGUCUCAUCACCAGUGUCUACUUCUGUGAACUGCAGGAGAACCUGGAGAAGCUGCUGCAUGACGCUUAUGAGCGCUCAGAAAGUUCGGAGCUCACCUUCGUCAUUGAGCUGGUCAAAAAGCUCUUCAUCAUCAUAUCUCGUCCAGCCAGGCUCCUCGAGUGUUUGGAGUUCAACCCUGAAGAGUUUUACCAUCUGCUGGAGGCAGCGGAGGACCAUGCCAAGGAGGGACAACUGAUGAAGGCAGACAUCCCUCGAUACAUCAUCAGCCAGUUGGGGCUGACUAGAGACCCACUGGAGGAAAUCGUGAGCCUUGACAGCUACGACAGUGAGGGUCCUCAUACUCCAGAGACUGAUGACUCAGCAGAGGGAAAAGGGAGGGCCAUUAAGCCACCGAGUGAAGAAGAUUUUCAGAGCAUCAAACUGAUCAGCAAUGGAGCGUAUGGUGCCGUCUACCUGGUGCGCCACAGAGAGACACGUCAGCGUUUUGCCAUGAAGAAGAUCAACAAGCAGAAUCUGAUCCUUAGGAACCAGAUCCAGCAGGCGUUUGUAGAGAGAGACAUCCUCACCUUCGCAGAGAACCCGUUCGUCGUCUCCAUGUUCUGCUCCUUUGAAACUCGGAGACAUCUGUGCAUGGUCAUGGAAUAUGUUGAGGGUGGCGACUGUGCCACUUUGUUGAAGAACAUCGGGGCUCUGCCUGUGGAGCUGACAAGGAUGUACUUUGCUGAGACAGUUUUAGCCCUGGAAUACCUGCACAACUAUGGCAUCGUCCAUAGAGACCUUAAACCUGACAAUCUACUCAUCACCUCCAUGGGACACAUUAAGCUUACAGACUUUGGCUUAUCGAAGAUGGGUCUAAUGAGCCUCACCACCAACCUGUAUGAGGGACACAUUGAAAAAGAUGCCAGAGAGUUCCUGGAUAAGCAGGUGUGUGGUACUCCAGAGUAUAUCGCUCCAGAGGUUAUUCUCCGUCAGGGCUAUGGAAAGCCAGUGGAUUGGUGGGCCAUGGGCAUCAUCCUCUAUGAAUUCCUGGUGGGCUGUGUCCCUUUCUUUGGAGACACUCCGGAGGAGCUGUUUGGACAGGUCAUCACAGACGAUAUAGUUUGGCCAGAUGGUGAUGAAGCUUUGCCUGCGGAUUCCCAGGACCUCAUCUCUGCCCUGUUACAGACCAACCCUCUUGUGAGGUUGGGUACAGGCGGAGCGUUUGAGGUGAAGCAACACUCGUUCUUCACAGAGCUGGACUGGAACAGUUUGCUGAGACAGAAGGCAGAGUUCAUCCCUCACCUGGAGUCAGAGGAGGACACCAGCUACUUUGAUACCCGCUCGGAUCGGUAUCAUCACAUCAAUACGUACGACGAGGAUGACACCAAUGACGAUGAGCCUGUAGAGAUCAGACAGUUCUCUUCCUGUUCUCCUCGAUUCAGCAAGGUGUACAGCAGCAUGGAGCAUCUGUCUCAGCUGGAGCAGAAAGCCACGACCUCUGUAUCCCGUCGGGAGCACAAGGGCCCACGGGAGGACAAGGUGACCAAGAGAGAAAGCCUAGGCAGCUUCAGCAUGAGAGACAAGAGCUGGAGGACCGGAUCCCCCGAAAUGAAGCGCCUGUCUUGUUCAGAGUCCCUCCACAUGGACGGGGAUGGUAGCCCUCCUCUUGGUGCUCGUCGGCGCUUCUCAGCACUGAUGGAUACACAUCGUUUUGCCUCACCCCUAGACGGUGAGCCAGACUUCCUGUCCCGCCAGGCGCCCAUCAAGGUCCGUGGAACCUCACUGGAUGGAACCAGUGUCCCCUCGCCAAGCCUCCUGGAGCAGAGAAACAGUCUGAAGGAGAUCAACGGAGCAGACAAAUCCCCUAGACAUGGAGAGACACCAGGAGUAACCACGGCCAUCGCCACAUUAUCCCCAGGUCCUGCAGCUGCCGGACGUGACGUGAUAACUCCUUUGUAUGACCCUCUGGGGGCCCGGGCCACCAAUGACCUGGUCCUCCGUAGGGCGCGCCAUCAGCAUUUGUCUGGGGAUGGAGAGAAACGCAACUCCAGACCUGGAAACAAGGUCAUUAAGUCUGCCUCUGCCACGGCCCUGUCUGUCAUCAUACCAUCAGUGGAGCAGCAUGGCGGCUUCUCUCCGCUGGCCAGCCCCAUGUCCCCCCACUCUUUCUCCUCCAACCCCUCGUCACGUGACUCUUCACCCAGCAGAGACUUCUGCCCAGCGGUCAGCGUGCUGCGCUCUCCCAUCACCAUCCAUCGCUCUGGAAAAAAGUACGGUUUUACUCUCAGGGCCAUCAGGGUCUACAUCGGAGACAGUGAUGUCUACAGUGUCCAUCAUAUUGUUUGGCAUGUAGAGGACAGCGGCCCCGCCCAGGAAGCUGGCCUGUGUGCCGGUGACCUCAUCACCCACGUCAACGGGGAGUCUGUCCACGGUCUGGUCCACACUGAAGUUGUAGAGCUCAUCCUCAAGAGUGGAAACAAGGUGACAGUGACAACCACGCCUUUUGAGAACACCUCCAUUAAAGUGGGUCCUGCCCGCAAGGCUGGCUACAAGUGUAAAAUGGCCCGACGAAACAAGAGGACCAUGGGCAAGGACAGCCAGGACAGUAAGAAGCGGAACUCCUUGUUCCGUAAGAUCACAAAGCAGUCCAAUCUGCUGCACACCAGCCGCAGCCUUUCCUCAUUGAACCGCUCUCUGUCCUCCAGUGAGAGUCUUCCUGGCUCCCCAACUCACAGCUUGUCUGCCAGGUCCCCAACAAAGGGCUACCGCUCCACCCCUGAGCCCUCAUACCUGGGUGCUUCCUCCCAGAGCAGCUCUCCAGCCUCCAGCACUCCAAACUCACCCGCUCCCGCUCAGCACAUGAGGCCCAGCUCCCUGCACGGCCUCUCCCCUAAACUCCACCGCCAGUAUCGCUCUGCCCGUUGUAAGUCUGCAGGUAACAUCCCCCUAUCCCCGCUCGCCCACACACCCUCCCCUACCCAGUCUUCGCCUCCACCACUGCCUGGCCACACCGUGGGGAGCUCCAACACCACCCAGUCCUUUCCUGUAAAGCUCCACUCCUCGCCGCCGGUAGUCCGCCCCAGGCCAAAGAGUGCUGAACCCCCGCGAUCACCUCUUCUCAAAAGAGUGCAGUCAGCAGAGAAGCUAGGUUCGCCUCUGACCCAGUCCAGUUCUACAGGAGGGCUGGGGGGUCCGCUGAGAAAGCACAGCUUGGAGGUACAGCACUCUGAGUACCGUAAGGAUGCCUUCCUCUGUGAGCUCGGGCUCCAGAGCCUGCUGGAGACAGAAGGGGAAAAUUUGCCUCCUAAUCCUCCACCUCUGCCCUCAUCCUCUACAAACCCAGGGGCCGGUGUCCUGAAGCCUAUGAGGAGACUAGGGAGGCAGGAGUCACCGCUUAGCAGGGAAACACUGCUGGCUGGGAGGGAGAGGGAAGAGAGGGAGAGAGGAAGGGAAAGGGAGAAAGAGAGGGAGACUGAUACCGGGACAGUCCUGGAGAGAUUGAGUCGGGUUGGAGCAACAGUAUCCCAGUCAUCCUUAUCAAGAAAACCUCAUACAAGUGAGCUGUCCUUUAGCUCACAGGCUGGCCAGAGCUCUAGACUAAGUGCAGAAACCACUAAAACUACAACUUCUACUACACCUACCAAAACAACAGGAAGUCUAGGUGGUCUGAAGGGGCUUGAAAAGAUCCCCCAGAGUCCGGCAGACUUAAAUUCUAAACCGCAAGACCUCAAGGCAGCCAAAAGUGUGUUAUCUAAUAGUAGAGAUCCCCAGGAGCAGCUAUGGGGCAGAACUGAACCAAAGCAAGAAGGUGACAACAAGAGUAGGCCUGGUUUACCUGGUGCUGCCUUCACCAAGAGCUCUGCUUCUACUCCAGAUAAAUCCAUCGGCAUCAACGCAGCAGUGAAAGCCGGUCCUCUCAACAUGAACAAAACCUUUAAACCAUCAGGUAUGGGGGACAGCCUGAGAAAAGCUGGUUCAGAGAGCAGUGACUCGAGGACUCCAGACUUCGGCUCUAAAAGCCCCAAACUCCCAGCUCGCGUUCUUGCUCCCGUCAUUCCCCCACAUGGGCAGCCGCUCUCGCUUGGCAAGGUGAGGCAAGGACUUGGGCCUGUCAACUGCUACCGGGGAACCCUUGACUGGGAGGAUAAAUGUCGCCUGGAGGUGGUGGAGGAGCAUUCACCUUCCCCUUCUCCCUCCCCGACUUCUGUCACCCCCUCCCUCUGCGGACCUUCCCUCUGUAAGUCACGGCCUGUCUCCCCUGGCGACAAGACAAGCUUCGUCAGCCAGCUGACCACUGUGGCCAAAAAUGUCCUUGGGCCAAUCAAGCUUGGCUCUCAGGAGGGGUCCAAGAGCAAGGACCAGCAGACUAAGGCAGUGGAGGAGAGACAGGGAGGCACAGCAGCAAAGUCUGACCCUCCUGCUGGAGGUCGAGUGAUUGUUGGGUCUGCAGUGGUGACCCAAGGUCCUGCUGCUUCACCGCUAGAGAGGGCUGCAACAGGUAGCAACCAGUCGAAAAUGUGACCCCAUGAGAAAUGGGACUUUAGUAAAAAAAAAAUGCCUUUUUUGGAAGAACAAUGCGACAUAAGUCAAGCACUUAAAAAUAAUGUACAUUCCAGUUUCAGAGUAUAUCAAAUUUUAUUUAUUGAUUCCAAUCAUUGACUGAUUCUAACUUUAAACCAGGAGUGAAAUAAUCGACUGUAAAGUUGCAUUAUCUGUUGAUUUUCUAUUAUAAAGUAUUUAAUAAGAAGACUCUUAAUGUAAUGUGGAACACUUUAUCAUAUGUAUAUGUGUGUGGGUCUAUGUGAACGCAUGUCAUAUGGUAUGUACUGUACAUGUAUUAUAGGUACAAGAAGGUCAAAAAGUGCUUUACGGAUCAAAACAUGCUGAAAACUGUGAAUACCAAAUCCAGUCACUCUGUUUUGUCUUUCAACCAGUCCUUUGUUGUUUUACUGCUUAUCCAACAAGACGAUGAUAAACUGAGUCACAGUCAAAUUGUAAUAUUUGCAUAAAACAACACAACUGAUGCAGCCUCAGUUUGGCUACAGUGGGUAAGCAAGCAACAAGAUGAUUAAGCUAAUUUCUUUUUCAUCCAGCAGUUUACUGAAUUGCUGUGCACGGUCAGACAAAGCCAAAGCAGGCACUCUGUCAGUGGAUGUCACGUCAAGCACUGUCUAGCUCUGUCUGUCACAGGGGAUUGUGUGUGUGUGUGUGUGUGUGUGUGUGUGUGUGUGUGUGUGUGUGUGUGUGUGUGUGUGUGUGUGUGUGUGUGUGUGUGUGUGUGUGUGUGUGUGUGUGUGUGUGUGUGUGUGUGUGUGUGUGUGUACGUAAAGCCACCUUGGGUCUAUUUCUGGUGGUUCUUGAAGGCUGUGUCCACAGCAGAGGAAAGCGUUUGACAGAGCUCAGGCUCAGGGCUUAUCUCCCCUUUGCAGGAGGGCUACCACAGCUCUUUUCUCCCUCUGCCUCCGACUGCAGCCGACACACAAACACACGAACACACUCACAUUGCCACAGGAGGCAGCAUUGUCAGCAGCUGAUUUUCAUGCAUUUAAAUCCAUACCCCCGUGGUCCAUAAAUUGGACGCGAGUAUGUUUGCAAGUGAGUGAGUUAAGAAGUGUGGGAGUGUGGGAGAAAGUGCGUGUCUUUUCAAGGGGUAAUUACACUCAGCAUGGUUGACUCAGCAAAGGUUAUGACCGAAACCGAACUGGAAAUAAACAGGCAGCAGUUAGGAUCCAGCAACAGUUACAGGCUUUGCUAUCCGCUCUGCUACUUUAUUAACAAAUCACACUGGCUCAGUGAGGAUAUAUAUAUGGAUAUAGUAUAUCAAAAAGAAUUGUUAAGCACAUAUACAGUGAACCCAUGUGUUGUUUUGAGGCAAAACAUGAAAAGCAGGCAGUCAUGGAUGUAGCAUACCGUAAUGUGUUUGUCAAAGGGCUCUAUAUCUAAGGUAGGGUUUAUGGUAUGGGCACGGUACAGUAUAUCACAAUGAACCUGUUGCUGUAAAAAAAACAAGGUUAUCUGCAGUAUAAUCAGAAUGACUGUGUUAGGUUGUUAGAUACUAAAAGCUAGGUAGUCAAGGUUGAUUUAUGUAAAGCUCACAUGUUGCUAUGUGACAUACUGAUAGAGGUGUUUGAGUCAAUCUCAGCAAGAGUGCUUAGAAGGACAAAAUGUUCACAGGAUAAACAAGUAGUGCUCUUCUUCCACUGGUCGUAUUCAUCUCAUUAGUAGUUAAUUAUCAGUAACUAUUCAGUGUACAUAAUCUUAUGCAAAUCAUUUACAGCUGUGUGUGAGGACUGCUUUCACUAUACUACUACUAGCUGAUUUACGAAAGAAAGUAUAGGAGUUAAAAGAUUCAAUCCAUCUUUGAUUUGAUGCGUCAAUUUCUGACAGUAAUUUGAUUUAAAUGACCUUGAUUCCUCUAAGCUUACAUUUGUAAACUGAUUCAACCAACAACAGCAACUUCACACAGAGGCAGAAGUUCAAAGACGGAAAUUUAUUUUCUAGUCCAAAAGGGUCUAAAAAGUCAGUUGGGGCAGGCUGGCAACAUUGUUUUGGUUUUUAUCUGUCUAUGCAGAGCUACAAAGGGGGAAGCUGUUUUUUGUAGUAUUGGCAGAUCUUUUUCAAUAAUAUAUAAAAAAAAAAAUCUUUAUGCAUCUUUAAUGCAAUAUAUAUUUAAAUAUAUUUAAAAGGAUAGCAAUCAAUCCUUCUAACAAUGUUUGAAGGUAAUAAUGAUGUUACGCCCCCCCAUUAAGAAAGUCCCAUGCACUACACGCAUCAACCAGUUUUUUUAUUUUUUAUUCAGCAUUGUACUCUACUGUCCUCCAGUGGUUCAAAACAUCCACUGUUGAACUGGUUUCUAUAAAAUGUUCAUCAUUAAUCUGCUGGAGUGAGCGUUUAUGUAAUGAAGCCAAUACCACUAAAACACUGCAGAAUGGAUGUUGUUAGCCAUAGGGUUACUGAAUAUGCAUUUAUGUUUCUGAUGACAAAAUAUUUGCAGUAGUUGUCAAAUGAACAUCCUUUUCUGUUGUUGUGUUCUUCACGUGACUGUUAAUUAUAUCUUCUGGAAUAGGGAUUAACAUUUUUAAAAUAAUAUACUGUCUUAUAUAUUCUACUGAUAGGAGGGAGUUCUUUUAUAUCUUGAUGUAAUAAAUGAGUUAUCAGGUCAGCAUUGUGCACCUGAUUAAGAAAACUAACUGUAAUGUAAUCUUAUACAGCUAUUAUGCCCACUUUCAGGCCUUUUCCCAAUCAGUGGUGUCUAUACUAGUGUUACAUGUUUAAGAAUUUCAAUUUUCUUUUUGUGAUUGACAGAGAGUAGAAUAAAUGCACUUUAUUUGAAAACAAAAAAUCUUCAUUUGCUGGUAUUGUUUGUAAGUUACUUUGAAGAAAAAGAAAAUAUACUGUAUACAAAUAUGGAUUCUACAAAUGAACACAGAAGUCCAAGUAUAAAAACAUUCCACAUUUCUCUGUUCACUGAAAGUGUAUUUAUUUGUACCAUGGGGCAUUUUUAUUUGUGAUAGAUGUGAUUCAAAUGCAGACACCUGAAGUGCAGUAUGUGGAAUAAAAUUCUGAGAUUUGUUCCAAAA
This is a messenger RNA of Perca fluviatilis (European perch), 9398 nucleotides long. Its product is annotated as microtubule-associated serine/threonine-protein kinase 1-like. Gene Ontology annotation, biological process: peptidyl-serine phosphorylation; intracellular signal transduction. The coding region runs from base 1147 to 6339 and encodes 1730 amino acids. The record is from RefSeq and is a predicted model, not a curated record. Gene Ontology annotation, molecular function: protein binding; magnesium ion binding; ATP binding. The transcript has 27 exons. NCBI's taxonomy places the organism in Eukaryota, Metazoa, Chordata, Actinopteri, Perciformes, Percidae.